CCCCCCAGCGCCCUCCCCUCCCCAGGCACCGGCCACCCAGAAUCGGGCCGCGGCCCGGUUGGCGGAGCCGCCCCCCACCCGCCGGGCCUGAGAAGGGCGGAGCCUCUCCGAGCGCCCACGGUUACCAUGGGCGAGGCGGCGCAGCCCCCGAGGCCCGGGGUCGGCGUGGGGGUGGUGAUCACCAGCGCCGCGCACCCCGACUGCGUCCUCCUGGGCAAGAGGAAAGGCCCAGUGGGGGCCGGCACCUAUCAGCUCCCCGGAGGCCACCUGGAGUUCGGGGAAAGCCUGGCCGAGUGCGCGGCGCGGGAAACGCUGGAGGAGGCGGCGCUGCGGCUGCGCAACGUGCGCUUCGCCUCCACCGUCAACUCGUUCUGCACCGCCGCGCGGUACCACUACGUCACGGUCCUCAUGAAGGGGGAGGCGGAGCCGGGUGCGGAGCCGCGCAACCGCGAGCCCGAGAAGAACGAGGGUUGGGAAUGGGUUAAGUGGGAUGAAUUUCCUCCAGCAGAUCAGCUGUUCUGGGCCUUACGCUGUUUAAGAGAGCAAGGUUACAAUCCCUUUACAGAAGAGCUUGAUCAUCUGAAGGGGUACACAGGAAGUCACCAACUGGGGUAAAAAAUAAUGGCACAUGAUGUAACAAGCCAAAUGAAAGACAUGCUUUUUGGUGUAAAAGAGAAAAGGAUACCUCAUGUUCUCUCUGCCCAUGUGAAUAUACCACCCUUUCCAAAGCCAAAAGGAUGCCAGAUGUUUCAGUGCUUUGACCGUAUUUCAUGUGACAGUUGUCUCUCAUUCCACAGCUAUUUCUAGCUGUUGUGGUUAACAGUGACUGUCUUCUUUAAUAUAAAUCUCAGAGUGUUUUAGCUGGUUAAUCUUUAUAUGGAAGAGCAGCAGAAGUCAGAGCAGAAGUUAGAGAAACAUACCCCCUUGGUAACAGUUGCAGCAUCAGGCUCAAGAGGAACUUUUUUUAAGACAGUGUCCUGCUAUGUAAAACUUCUUUGUGUAUCAUGCUGCUUUCCUUAUAAUUGUAAAUAAUUAAUUAUAAAUCUUGGACAAAUUUUUAAACUUAGCCUUGUCUUGUAGCUUCAGUUAAGAUACUGUCAUGAACAGAAGUCACGUUCUACAGACAAUGCCUCAUUCUGCAGACAGUAUAUACUUGAAAGAGUACUACAAACAUGAAAAGGAUUGUCAACAUUAAUGAUGAAAGGUUUAUUGCAGGGGGUGAAGAUUCCCAUCCUUCUUGCCACCCUCUUUCCUUACAGGGUUCUGUUUGCAGCCUCAGUUACAUUAAAAUUUACCUGAAGAGGUGUUCCAGAUCUCUACAGUUGAUCUUAAUUCCUGAUCAGGUUACUAAACUCUUAAUAGUUCAAUUAGAACUAUUAGAACUGGAGAGGUGCCUAAAGUGUUCUGCUAGGCUGAACACAAAUAAGCUGACACAAAUAACAUCACACAAACUAAUCUUGAUUGAUAGGUGUAGCUCUACAGUAGACAGCCAUACUUUGGGGCUAAAGAGGGUUGUAGGUUCUAAACAGCACAGUCAGUACAAUUCUGUAUGGCGGCUGGAUUUGAUAGAAUUGUUCAUUUUCAGUUUGAUGUGAUGAAAUGAUUGAACAGAGGCAAUGAAAUCAUGACAUACAAAAAAUUGUGCAAAACCAAUGAGUUUAUAUUUUUAAUUUUUCCAGGAUCUGUAACCAGAUUUGAUUCUUUUCCAGCUGUAGUUCAUUAGAACAUCAGCAAUUCAUUUUAGGAUAUGACUUUUUUAAAAAAAUCACUAAUUGCCUCAUUUUUUUCUCUUUGGGCUUCUUUUAAAACACAGGUUUUGUCUGUUUCCAACUGUUGUACAAAAUGUUCUGAGAUAUGUUUUAUUCAAAAGAAAUUAAAGUUAAGCACAAUAUUUAAAGAUUAAAAUUGUCUAAAAUUAUGAAUUGACUUGUCAGUUCUUAAAAUAAAUGAGCUUGAAUGGUU
This is a messenger RNA of Pezoporus occidentalis (night parrot), 1962 nucleotides long. RefSeq names its product nudix hydrolase 15 (gene NUDT15). The record is from RefSeq and is a predicted model, not a curated record. Bases 127 to 615 code for a protein of 162 amino acids. The transcript has 3 exons. Lineage: Eukaryota; Metazoa; Chordata; Aves; Psittaciformes; Psittacidae. Gene Ontology annotation, molecular function: 8-oxo-7,8-dihydrodeoxyguanosine triphosphate pyrophosphatase activity. Gene Ontology annotation, biological process: dGTP catabolic process. Gene Ontology annotation, cellular component: cytosol.